Colletotrichum spaethianum is the source of this 555-nucleotide messenger RNA. RefSeq lists its product as uncharacterized. Bases 1 to 555 code for a protein of 184 amino acids. The record is from RefSeq and is a predicted model, not a curated record. NCBI's taxonomy places the organism in Eukaryota, Fungi, Ascomycota, Sordariomycetes, Glomerellales, Glomerellaceae. The transcript has a single exon.
AUGCCAUUUUACCAGAUCUACCACACGUAUCCUCUACAUCAAACACAGCGACAGUCCAUCGCCCUAUCCAUCACAAACCUGCACUGCAAAGCUUUCAGCACGCCUGCAUUUUUCGUGCAUGUGAGCUUCAGCUACCAAGACUCCAAGACUGACGACGGAACCUACUUCAUGGCGGGAAAGCUGCACUCCGGCAACUCUAAUCGCAUUGUUGCGCUGGUGCGGACGUCGGCUUCUCGAACAAAGGAGGACUUCGAUAACCUUGCAGCCAGCAUCGAAGACGCUUGGAACAAGGCUUUGCGAGAACCCAUUGACAAGAAUAUCAAAGGAAACGACGAGUUUGACGAAUCGAAAAGGUUACUUAUGGUUGUUUUUACGCCGAUAUUAGCAAUUAGAGAGGGCGGAAUGGUCAUUCCCGAGGCGGGUCAUGAUGAUAAUUGGUUAACGCGACAGCUGCCUUAUGUUAAGGCCUUGGCCGAAAAGCACAAUAUCAAUGACUUUAAGGACUUAGUGGGGGAGAUUGAACAAUGGAAGACUUCUCAUGGUCAGAUGGACUAG